Messenger RNA from Chaetura pelagica (chimney swift), 1431 nucleotides. RefSeq names its product calcium-independent phospholipase A2-gamma-like. Lineage: Eukaryota; Metazoa; Chordata; Aves; Apodiformes; Apodidae. Bases 1 to 1431 code for a protein of 476 amino acids. The transcript has 3 exons. The record is from RefSeq and is a predicted model, not a curated record. Gene Ontology annotation, cellular component: membrane. Gene Ontology annotation, biological process: arachidonate metabolic process.
AUGACAGUUCAUUUAUCUUUAGACGCAUAUUUGUUCUUUGUCCUUAACCCAAAAAGUCUUUGGUGGAAGCAAAGAAGCAAAUACUUGUGUUUGUAUACACCUAAAGUCUGCUGGAGGAUAAAUCAUGCUGGUCAUCUGAGAGUUUUUCAUACAGGAGAGCCUCGAUGUAAAUGGGCCAGAAGCAGAACAUUUUGGUAUAACAAAUAUGUUUACAGCUAUGACUUUUUAUACUACAGAGUUUCUAAACUUUUGACUUCUUCUUCCAAGGGACUUACAAAAGUGAACAAUCGCAUGUCACGAAUAAAGAGUACUAUAGAAUCUGUUUCAAAGGCGGUGUCUGGAACUCACAGUGAAUUGGUUUCACGAAUAGCUCGAUUGAAGUCACACUCGGGUACUCCGGGAAAAGCAAAUAAGAGCAGUGCAGAUGCAAAUAACAUCAAUGCAAAUCUAGAAAAUGUUGAACAAGUUACAGAUGCCAGACGUCAGGAGGAUUGCAACAGAGGCCCAGUUACAAAGAAAUUCACUUGUGCAAAUGAAAAGUCAGAGGCUAUGUUGGUAAGGUCAAGUGGUGCUAAUCAAGAUACUCCAGAAGAUUCAGCAUUUACUAAAAACCACCUUUUUCAUGUAAGCUGCUUUUCUACGAAUUUUGGAGAGACUUACAACUUCGUAGCUGAUCACAUCAACUGGUACUUUAAUAAUCAUUUUCUUAUGGAUAAGGGGAAAAAAAACAGUGCUGUAUUACAGGACUCUAAAAGUGAAAAGAGGAAUAAACCUGGUUCAUCAGAAAAUACUGUAAUGAGUGAAGAAAAGAUAGCGGAUUCAGCAGCUACGUUGGCAUCUGAAGCAGAGACUCUGGGUGCUGAAAAGUCAAAGACUGCUCUUCCAGUUUCCACUAAAAAAAGUAUUGCAAACUUCCUUUCAUAUCCCAGUAACAGUGUACAAGCUUUUGUAGACAGUUACAUUGGUGGGUUGGUUCCCAAGUUAAGAUCUGAUUCAAAAGUAGCUUCCCAAGAAAAGAGUAAACAGCCAGAACAAGAAGUGUCUGAGAAAGAUGAGGAGGAUAAAGCAAAAGAGGCUAAGACUGCUGAAGAGAGAGAAAAACAUCUGUCUCUUCAGAGAGAAAAGAUUAUUGCAAGAGUGAGUAUUGAUAACAGAACUCGAGCUUUAGUUCAAGCCCUACGGAGAUCCUCUAAUCAAAGAGUCUGUAUCAACCGGGUUGAAGAGCUGACCUAUCAUCUUCUAGAAUUUCCGGAGAGCAGAGGAGUUGCAAUUAAGGAAAAAUUAAUCCCCUGCCUACUGCGACUGAGACAGGCAAAUGACGAAAGUCUUCAGGCUGCUGUUAGAGAGACUUUAGCUAUAAUUGGAUAUACAGACCCUGUCAAAGGCCGGGGAAUUCGAGUCCUCACUAUUGAUGGAGGAGGAACAAGGUAA